Molecule: messenger RNA, 3407 nt
Organism: Zootoca vivipara (common lizard)
Lineage: Eukaryota; Metazoa; Chordata; Lepidosauria; Squamata; Lacertidae
Gene: ALDH1A3
Product: aldehyde dehydrogenase 1 family member A3
Molecular function (GO): oxidoreductase activity, acting on the aldehyde or oxo group of donors, NAD or NADP as acceptor
Source: RefSeq, a predicted model, not a curated record
GAAAGGCUUCCGCGAGCUUGGCUGCCUGUCACCCUCCCGAGGAGGACUCCGUCGGCUGCAAGGAAGAGGGAGUGGGGGACUACCCGCACCAAGCUCUGUCUGAAGGCAUCCUGCGAGAUGGCCGCAAUCAAUGGGGCCGUAGAAAACGGGCAGCCGGAGAAGAAGACGACCCCUCCGCUUCCUCAUCCUAUUAGGAACUUGGAGAUCAAGUACACCAAGAUAUUUAUUAACAAUGAAUGGCAUGAAUCAAAGAGUGGAAAGCAGUUCCCUACCUUUAGCCCUUCAAAGGCCGAGAAGAUCUGUGACGUCGAAGAGGGGGACAAGCCUGAUGUUGAUAAAGCAGUAGAGGCAGCAAAAGCAGCCUUCCAAAGAGGAUCUUUGUGGAGACAAAUGGAUGCUGUGAGCCGAGGAAGGCUCCUGAGCAAGCUGGCUGACCUCAUUGAGAGAGACAGAGUGGUGUUGGCGACCUUGGAAACAAUGGACACAGGGAAACCAUUUCUGCAAGCAUUUUUCAUUGACCUUGAAGGCUGCAUAAAGACACUUAGAUACUAUGCUGGCUGGGCCGAUAAAAUUCAGGGGAAGACUAUACCUGUGGAUGAAAACUUUGUCUGCUUCACCCGACAUGAGCCUGUGGGGGUUUGUGGUGCCAUUACACCGUGGAACUUCCCAUUGCUCAUGCUGAUUUGGAAGAUCGCACCUGCUCUGUGUUGUGGAAAUACCUUAGUUGUUAAACCUGCUGAGCAAACCCCCCUCACUUCACUAUACAUUGGCUCUUUAGUCAAGGAGGCAGGAUUUCCUCCAGGUGUGGUUAACAUUGUGCCGGGAUAUGGUCCCACAGCUGGAGCUGCUAUUUCUACGCAUCCUAACAUUGACAAAGUAGCUUUUACUGGGUCAACAGAGGUUGGAAAGCUGAUCAAAGAAGCCGCUUCGAAAAGUAACCUCAAGAGGGUGACGUUGGAGCUCGGUGGGAAAAAUCCCUGUAUUGUCUGUGCGGAUGCUGACUUGGACUUGGCAGUGGACUGUGCCCACCAAGGUGUCUUUUUCAACCAAGGGCAGUGCUGCACAGCUGCCUCUCGAGUCUUUGUGGAAGAGCAGGUGUACCCAGAAUUUGUUAAGCGCAGCGUGGAGUAUGCAAAGAAGAGGCUCGUGGGGGACCCAUUUGAUGCCAAAACUGAACAAGGACCCCAGAUUGACCAAAAACAGUUCGAUAAAAUCUUGGAGCUGAUAGAAAGUGGCAAGAAAGAAGGAGCGAAACUGGAGUGUGGUGGUUUAGCCAUGGGAGACCGAGGCCUGUUCAUAAAGCCAACCGUAUUUUCAGAGGUCACAGACAACAUGCGCAUUGCUAAGGAGGAGAUUUUCGGACCUGUGCAGUCCAUAAUGAAGUUCAAAAACAUAGAAGAGGUGAUAGAAAGAGCCAACAGCACGGAAUAUGGGCUUACAGCUGCUGUGUUUACAAAGAAUUUGGAUAGAGCCCUAACGUUGGCAUCGGCACUGCAGUCUGGGACAGUCUGGAUCAACUGCUACAAUUCCCUUUUUGCACAAGCUCCCUUUGGCGGCUUUAAAAUGUCAGGAAACGGGAGAGAAUUGGGUGAAUAUGCUCUGACUGAAUACACAGAGGUGAAAACGGUCACCAUUAAACUGUCGCAGAAGACUCACUGAGUGAGGAACAACGCCAGGAGACCUAAAACUCUGACACUCUGAAUGUUAAUGUAUAGUGGGGGGAGAGGUUGUUUAAAUCUCGCAGGGGGGAGGAAAAUAGCUAAACUCUUUAAAAAGCAAACCAUCUAUAACAUGUUCGGGUUUUUUUUAAAAUUCCAACCAUUUUGUUUAAACAUUUGUAACUCAGGCCAAAACGGAGGCUCUUAAAAACUGCAUGCUGAACAGUAACAAAAUACAGUGGUACCUCGGGCUAAGAACUUAAUUCGUUCUGGAGGUCCGUUCUUAACCUGAAACUGUUCUUAACCUGAGGUACUACUUUAGUUAAUGGGGCCUCCUGCUGCUGCCACGCCACCGGAGCACGAUUUCUGUUCUCAUCCUGAAGCAAAGUUCUUAACUCGAGGUACUAUUUCUGGGUUAGCGGAGUCUGUAACCUGAAGCGUCUGUAACCCAAGGUACCACUGUAAUGAAUAUUGAUACGCAUGAGCCAUGUUCUGCAGCCAGCCCUGCUCUACUGGCACCACUUGUGCUUCAGUAGCAACUAGAGAUGCAACAAAAGGCCUUGCAGUUGAAAGCAACCCCUUCAAAUCACACACGGCACUUUGUCCAAAUUCUGCAUCUUUAUGUGCUCGGGGGCGGCUGUGGUUGUGUGCAUGGGAUCUGUAUGUUAAUUGAUUCACCAGCAUGGCUUCUCCUAGGACCCUCUCUUCUGAUUUUUUUAAAAUAUUAUUAUUAUUGUAAGAAAAGGGAUAUAGGGCACACAAGACACACAUACACGCCCAAGCAGCUUACAGUGAUUUUGCUUACGAGAGUGCAACUUUAUGCAGUUGGCGGGAAAACAAACAAAUGGAGAGCCCCGAAAAGUGCUUUAUAAGCCUCUCUGCCCUUGCUUCCCGGGCUCUGGGAAGGUUGUGUGUGAGAGCUCUGGGAUGUUCCGAACAGGGAUGGUUCCACCAGGGACCAGGUCAGGGGGUUUCCUGACAUUAUGCAAUCAUGUGGGGACUUCCAGAACUGAACCCUCACGUAAUCUGCAAAUUACCUAUGCACCCUGUUCCCUAGCACAGCACCUACAGAGUCACAGAUCCCUCAUGUUUAAUACUGCAUAUAAACCAGUGGGGCAUGAAAGUUUUUAGAACAAAGUGCUGAGGGCAAGGAAUAAAAAGAUUGGGCUGCCCCCACAGUGUCUCUGCCCCAGGAACCAGUGGCCUUGGACCCCACACUGUAUAUUUCCCUCGUCACUUGUGGGAAAAGUCAGCUCAGAAUUUCCUCUUUAGGAGAUGGGGCUGUGUUUUUUUUUUUUUUAAAAAAAAUCUGGGUCCUUUGGCAGGCUAUUUGAAAAGAGAGUUUGGGGAUAAAAUAGCCCAGGCUUCAGCUGGAGUUUCAGCCUACGUAACAAGUCCAUAAUUUCUGACCAUUUUGACGGAUCACGUGCCUAAAGUGUGCAUAAAAUUAGAGGCCUUAUUUGGAUGUUUUACAAAGCUUCGGUAGUCAGGUCAUUAAAAAACAACAACAACCCUCUCCUUCCCCGCUGCUAACCCUGUGCACUGUAUUGUGUGUGUGGAGCAAAUGAGUGCAGAUUCUGAGUUUCCCAGCUCCUCAAUGUUGGGAUAACUGCUGCAUUACAAGCAAACGAAGGGUGCUGCCCUUGUCCACAGUUCUAAUUUUUGCAAGGGGUUGUACAAGAGAAUAUUUAUACCACUGGAUCCAGGCAUGGCUGAUCUUCUAGGUGAAAUGGAGCAUUGCCCCCCCCC